Molecule: messenger RNA, 324 nt
Organism: Adineta steineri
Lineage: Eukaryota; Metazoa; Rotifera; Eurotatoria; Adinetida; Adinetidae
Source: the annotation of a GenBank genome assembly
AUGAAAAAACAAAUAUCGAUUAUAUUUGCAUGGCAACUUGAUCAAGUAUUAUUGAAUGAAAAUAAUGAUGACUUAGCAUUUAAACAAAAUGAAGAACUUCUAUGUGGAAUAUUAUUACGUAUUCUUCAAACAAUUAAAAAAUCAUCACCAUAUUUUCAUCCAUUUCUAUAUUUUCUUACAGAUAAUGUACAAUUUAAUAAUGAUUCGAAUCUUAAUUUAAUUGCAUCACCAUUUAUUGGUCUUGAACGAACUUUACUAACUGAAUAUGAACGAUAUCGAUUAAAACUUAUUGAUCUUCAAACAUCAUUAAAUAAUAAUAAUUAA